Molecule: messenger RNA, 1552 nt
Organism: Papaver somniferum (opium poppy)
Lineage: Eukaryota; Viridiplantae; Streptophyta; Magnoliopsida; Ranunculales; Papaveraceae
Product: GDT1-like protein 4
Exons: 9
Coding region: 448-1356 (302 amino acids)
Biological process (GO): Golgi calcium ion transport; Golgi calcium ion homeostasis; calcium ion transmembrane transport
Cellular component (GO): Golgi apparatus
Molecular function (GO): calcium ion transmembrane transporter activity; manganese ion transmembrane transporter activity
Source: RefSeq, a predicted model, not a curated record
GUCAUGUGGUAAAAGGAAGAGUAAAUUUUGGAUGACAUCACAAAUUUCUAGAUCGCAAAGCCCAUUUUUCUACACGCCAAUAAAGUCGUUGCAUCCACCGGAUAUUUAGGAAGGAACGCCGAAGUGGUGGUCCUCUCCUCACUCCUCGUAGUGGCUUCCAGUUCCAGUAGUGUCGGUGACAUUUCAUUACCGAACUCCAAAAAUCCAACCACAAGCAUGACGAAUAUUAGUUGAUUCCACCCCAAAUUAAGUCAAAGAAAAAGAAGACUGUGUAUCAUCAUCAGAUCCGUAUUUCGUAUAAUCGACUCCAGUGGGUGGUGCGUAUUUUGGAAAGCGAUUCCGUGUGACAAAACACGGGAUCUCUCUCUCUUUCUGACUUCUUCUUCUUUCUCAUUUCUACUUCUUCUUCGAUCUCUAAUUCCGGAGGUCGUCUUGCCGGUGGUAGUUAUGGAUUCGCGUAGAAGAAGACCUGGAGAACUGAAUGUGUUAUGCUAUGCUUUCCUCUUUCUCUUGAUUUCAGUUCCUGUUUUUGCUCAGGAGACAGAAGUGGAAGAAUCGAAUAAGGAAUUGCCAAAGGGAUCUGUUAAAGACUUAGGUCGCCGUAGUAAAAUAGUAUUAGACCCACUUGAUAAUGUAAACAACAACAACAACAAGAAUGAUAUCAAUGAUGUGCUUGGGGAUGUUGGAGUUGGUGAAUUUGCGGGAUCUGAUGGUCUUGGAGUCUUUGAUGCUUUCUUUGCCAGUUUGUCUAUGAUCCUAGUUAGCGAGAUUGGAGAUGAAACGUUUAUUAUAGCAGCACUAAUGGCUAUGCGCCAUCCAAAGUCGAUUGUUCUGUCUGGUGCACUUUCUGCAUUGUUCGUGAUGACGGUGCUUUCUACUGGACUUGGUCGGAUAGUGCCAAAUCUGAUAUCGAGGAAGCACACUAACAGUGCAGCUACAGUUCUCUAUGCAUUUUUUGGGUUACGUCUUCUUUACAUUGCUUGGAGAUCAGAAAAGGCAAAUCAGAAGAAGGAAAUAGAAGAAGUAGAAGAGAAGUUGGAAGGGGGGCAAGGAAAAUCAACUUUUCGCCGAUUUUUAUCAAGAUUUCUAACUCCAAUCUUCUUAGAGUCUUUUAUUCUGACAUUUCUAGCUGAAUGGGGUGAUCGCAGUCAGAUUGCUACAAUCGCUCUAGCGACUCAUAAAAACGCAGUUGGGGUAGCUGUUGGAGCAUGUAUAGGUCACACAAUCUGCACAUCAAUAGCUGUAGUUGGAGGAAGCAUGUUGGCUUCGAAGAUCUCACAAGGAACAGUUGCAAUGGUUGGCGGCCUACUCUUCCUCGGCUUCUCUUUGUCAUCUUAUUUCUAUCCCCCAAUGUAAUUUCAACUCAAUACUGAACUGAUUUAUUGCAAAUGAUGCAAUCAAUACCCAUAAUCUUUCUUUUUCUUUUUUACGAAAACUUUAUAUGUAGCAGUUAGCUUACCAUUUUUAUUUAUGGUUGUCUUAGCAUAUGUACUUUCACUUUGUUUCUUAUGCUUGUAUCACAGUGAAGAAGUUAAAGUUUUUGCUCGACUCA